Molecule: messenger RNA, 1845 nt
Organism: Paramuricea clavata
Lineage: Eukaryota; Metazoa; Cnidaria; Anthozoa; Malacalcyonacea; Plexauridae
Source: the annotation of a GenBank genome assembly
AUGCAAACUGCUUUUGAAAAGCUGAAAAACACGCUUGCAAUUGCUCCAUGUAUGUCAUAUUUCGACAAAAACAAACAAACUUUUGUGACAGUUGAUGCUAGUCCUGUAGGAAUUUCUGGAAUUCUUUCUCAGAAACCAAGAAACGGUGACGUAGACAGUCAACAGAUAAUUGCAUAUGCCAGCCGAGCGCUGACUGAUACAGAAAAGAGAUACUCCAAGACGGAAAAAGAAGCGUUAGCGAUAGUAUGGGCAGUUGAACAUUUCCAUUUAUUUCUAUAUGGAAGUGAAUUUACAGUAAUAACUGACCAUAAACCUUUAGAAAUUAUUUAUGGUCAACGUACAGCCAAAACAUCAGCGCGAAUUGAAAGAUUGGUGCUUCGCCUCCAACCAUAUACAUUUAAGAUAAUUUAUAAAUCAGGUGCCAGCAACCCUGCGGACUAUCUUUCUCGUCAUCCAACAAACGAAAGCAAACGAAAACAGGAGAAGAUCACGGAACAAUAUAUUAAUUUUAUAACUGAGAACAGUGUCCCUAAGGCGAUGACAUUACAAGAAAUAAUCAAUGCAACUAACGCAGACGCGGCACUAACGGCACUCCAUGAUGCAUUUAAAACAAACAAAUGGGAUUCCCCAAUUGUAAAACCGUUCAAAUCCGUAAAAAACGAACUUACGUCUACCACACACGGUGUUAUACUUCGAGGAACACGGAUUGUCAUUCCUGCGGCUCUACAACAACGUGCAAUAGAUAUAGCACAUGAGACACACUUAGGAAUAGAGAAAACGAAGUCUCUAAUUCGUGAAAAAAUCUGGUUUCCGCAAAUUGACAACCAAGUCAAAAACACAAUUGCUAAGUGCACCACUUGUCAAGCUGUCGGACAGGCGAAUCCUCCAGAACCAUUACGUAUGACCGAAAUGCCAGAGUUACCAUGGAGAACUGUACACAUAGAUUUUUAUGGUCCACUACCAUCGUCUGAAUAUCUGUUAGUGGCGGUAGAUAGAUACUCCAGAUUCCCAGAGGUUGAGAUAGUUCAUUCAACACGAGCCUCAACAGUCAUUCCAAAACUUGACAAAAUGUUCUCAGUCCAUGGCAUUCCUGACACCCUUAUAUCUGACAAUGGUCCCCCUUUUAAUGGAGACGACUAUGCACGAUAUCUUAAAGCCCUUGGUAUUCAAGCUAAGUUUUCAACACCCUAUUGGCCCCAAGGUAAUGCUACAGUUGAACGAUUUAUGCGACCGUUAGGAAAAGCGCUUAAGAUAGCGACACUCGAAGGACGACCAUGGAAACAAGAAUUGAACCGUUUUCUUUUACAAUAUCGUACCACUCCACAUUGCACUACAGGAGUACCUCCAUCAGAACUGUUGUUUAACCGAGUGAUAAAAGGAAAAUUACCAGUAUUAAACAGCAAGAAGAUCGUCAAUCGACAUAAAGAAGCUCGAGACAAUGAGAAAACACGACAAGAACUCAACCGAGAAUAUGCAAAUCAAAGGAGAAACACAAGAAAAAGUGAUCUACAAGUUGGAGAUUAUGUACUGGUUAGACAAGAAAAGAAAAACAAGCUAACUGCGAAUUUUAAUCACGAACCGUUUAAGGUGAUAAAGAAAACUGGUUCAGAAAUACUUGCCCAAAGUAAAGAUGGUCAUAUUGUGAAACGGAACGUGUCACAUUUCAAGCGAAUAAAUAAACCACGAGAAGAAGACACUGAUGAUGAAGGUUUCGAUUAUGAAGAAAACUCGCAGAACAAUCAGCCAUCCAUCAGUAAUGAGAACAAUGCACCAAGAAGAUCAAGCCGAAUUCGAAGACCACCGAAUCGAUACGGACAUGAAUAUCCAUCAAAUCUAAUAAACUAA